This is a messenger RNA of Electrophorus electricus (electric eel), 1988 nucleotides long. The record is from RefSeq and is a predicted model, not a curated record. Lineage: Eukaryota; Metazoa; Chordata; Actinopteri; Gymnotiformes; Gymnotidae.
CCUUAGAUGCACAAGCUGUAUUCAGUCAAAUUAUAAAUCACUCUGGAUUAAAGUGUCAGUUAAAUGCAGUAAAUGAAGAGAUUCUGGAAUACAAUCUGAACAAGAAUGACUGACUGCAGUCAUCAUGUUUACUCUCAUAGACCAGAUGACAGUCAUUAAAAACUAUUUAUCAAAACAUGAAAUAAAGGUACACCAGUGUACACUGAACUCUGUGUAUUUGUUACUAUAUUUCCUCUUUCUGUAUGUUGUCAUCCUUGAUGUUGUUCCUUUUUAUUCAAAUGAGUUGCUUUUCUUGUAAAUGACAAAAGUCUGUGCAACGUUGCACAUUUCAUCAAGUUCUGCUGCCUAUAGAGCAACAUAUCCCUAAAUGCCACUGAAGCCAUUAAAGACUAAGAACAGUAAUAACUUUAUAGUCCCGGUGGGUUAGUCUGGGUACAGACACAUGCCAGGGUUAAGGAGGGAAAAACCCGACGCUCUGAUUUUUCCUUGUAGUUCUUGUCAGAGCUGCACUGGUGUGGAACUCCCCUUUCUAACAGGAAGUGCAGGGACUCGAUACUUCAUAAAGCACGCAGACCACGCUGGCUUCACCAGUCAGUGUGAGACCGCUCUCUUACACACACACACACAAGUAUAGAAACUGCAAAAAGAAGACAGGCGAUUUUCUCAGCAUUGGCUACAUUUGCUACAGCUGUCAGAAGGCCACAGUGAUGAUGGAUGAUUUGAGAUUCACGUUGGCGAACCGCUCACGUAUCCACGCUGUGGAGAGUUCGUUUGGCCCAGCCGGGAAGUCUCUGUUCGUGCCGGGCCGCGUCCUGGUAGGCGAAGGUCGUCUGACCAAACUCUGCAGGCGACGGCCACAGCCUAAAGUAUUCUUCCUGUUCAAUGACAUCCUGGUUUACGGCAGCAUCGUGGUGCCUGGACGCUGGAACAACAACCAGAAGAUCAUCCGUCUGGUGGAGGUGCAUCAGGAAGACCUGCUCGACGGCGUCGGCAUGACCAACCAGUGGCUGCUGCGCACGCCGCGCAAGUCCUUCCACGUAUCUGCGGCGUCGAGUGAGGAGAAGCAGGCGUGGAUGCAACACAUCGAGCAGUGCCGUGUGCAGCAGCUGCAGAACCUGGGCGUGCCAGCAAAGGGCCCCAGCAUGGAUGACUUUGCCGCCAUCUGGAUCCCGGACAAUGCCUCGGCCGUCUGCAUGCGCUGUACGGAUCGUUUCCACGUGACCAACCGCAGACACCACUGCCGCCACUGUGGGUUCGUGGUGUGUGGCAGCUGCUCGAAGAGCCGAGCCGUGCUCAGACACAUCUCAUCCAAGCCGGUGCGCGUGUGCUGGGUCUGUAAGGCCAGCAUGCAGGAAGAUGCUGACAAGCAGCAGAAGCAAAGCUGGAAGUGCAACUCAAUGGAGGACACACCCGAGUACGAAACGUCCAGCGAUGAGGAGGAAGACGACGACAACCACGUGUCCAACCACUGGUUCAGCACGGAGGCAGAAGGCUUGGCCACCUACUGCUACCUUAACCCCUCCCACACCAAGCCCCCUCUGUCUUUAAGAAGAGCAGGUCAAGGCACUUGCCGUCUUAACCCUGCUCACACCAGUACUACUGUAUUGACCCUGCCCACAUCUGUCCACUGUGUCCACAGUCCAGGAGGGACAUUCCAGAGACUGUAAUAUGAACCGCACACACUGGUUCCAAAGGACGGAAACAUGAUCUAACACUUAUAGUGCUUCACCCUUGACCAUACUUCUUACAGUAAAGUAUUUAACACCAGUGUCUCUGUUUUUAAACACUUACAUAUGUGUUCUUUGUAUUGACUUUGUUUUUGAUAUCACUGCGAUCAUUAAUUAUUUAUUUAAUAAAUAAUCCACUGUAAAUAGACAUCACAUUAAUUGAACAUUUUUUAUAAUGUAUAAGUCUUAUGUAAAUUUAUGUAAACCAGAAUGGACAAGCAAAAUAACGUGUACUUUAUGAACCACUGUAAUAAAAAAAUA